ACGAGGUGCAUCACGUCAGGGGACGUAUGAUGGCUCGUGGAGGCCGUUGCUAUCAGAAGCGGGAGUGUUUCGCUCUGUUUGACGCUGUUGUUUCAAAAAUUUCGUACUCGCUGGUGAUGAUGUUUUUCCUGCGACAUGAUGUCUACCACAGGCCAACCCCAACACCAGGUGGGCACGAAUUUACCGAAUUUUAGCCGGCAUCACGUGCACCCCAGUACGAAGAUCCAGGCCUCCGCUCCUGGGGUCCUACUUGUUACAUUCAUCAAUCCGCCCCAGGCCGAACCUGGCGCCAUCGCAAACCGCGUCGCAGCUGAGCGAUAUGUGAAGAAUUUUGGGUAGGCUACCCAUUCGAUGUGCUCGUGGAGGCAGUGAGGCUCGCCCGACGCGUGCCACUCCUGCACGAUGUAUUCGCCGUCACUUCAUAUAGACCAACGCCAUGACCACAACUCCUUGGAACAACGCGCCCUCCCCCUCCUCACCGUCGAAGACGUUGCGCCCGCCACGCCGACUACACCCAUCGCCAAACAGAUGGCGGCCACUUCAGGCCAGAUGGAUCCAGCAACGAGCGCUUCCCAUGUUGCAGCCUUGGCACGCAGGGCGAUGAAAGAAGCUCUCGACAGGGGAAGAAGUCAAGAGGCUGGGGUCAACGACAUGGAACCAGCAUCAGCCUCUGGCAUCACUGUCGAUCUGAGCCAUCAGAACAUCCGUUCAUUCCCGGAAGAGGUUGUGGAUAUAGUUAAGGAUCGUGUUGAACGCCUUGCGUUAUCCCACAAUCAACUUUCAGAUCUGCCAGUCCGAAUAUCUGACUGCCUGUCUUUGCGCUAUCUCAAUAUAAGGGCGAACAGCUUCGACAAGUUUCCGCCACCUCUUUGCGGAAUUCGAUCACUCGAAAUUCUCGAUCUGGGUCGCAAUGCGCUGCAGUGCAUUCCAUACGAAAUCAAGAAGCUCUCGGCGCUGAAGGUUCUCUCUGUCCAAAAGAAUCAGAUCCGCCAUCUUCCAGUUUGUCUCGCAGAGAUGAGCUCCCUUCAAGUGCUGAAGUUCAAUGACAACCCGAUCUCUUUUCCUCCGGCAGAUGUUUUGUGUCUAGGAAGUUCACACCAUGGUUUAAGAGAAGGUGAAGUUUCUGAAGUUUCUCUGACGGCUCAUAUAAAAACAUGGCUAAAAAGGUUCGCGACGAAUGAGCGGGCCAGAGUGCCGGAAGAUGAGGCCACAGAAGGUACUGAAACGUCACGACUAACCGCAAAACGUACUACGCCGGGCCGAUUUCCAGUCAAGGUCAACGGAAACGACUUGGCAACAAUACGCUCCCCGAACAAGCCUGCACCUCCACUACCUACGAGAUCACAUUAUCGAGUUUUAUCCCAACAGAAUGCAGCAGCUCGCCGACCAAGCGUCUUGCCAUUAAUCAUUGGUCAAACCAAUGAUAGGCUUCGCAGUAACUCAGAAAACAUUUUGAGUGCCGCUCGAACAGGUUUGCGGGCUCGCCGAAAGGGGGUAGUACCUAAGCAACUUCACGAGGCUCUUCCAGUGGGACAAACUAUACGACCGAACCACUAUCGGUUCCUUAGCCAUGGGUCAGCUACGCAGGGCAGCCUCGCAGACCAAGGUCCGACAACACCUACCGAGCCAUAUCUACAGCGUCCGGUGUACAUCCGCCGACUUUCGGUCCUCCCAGAGCACCGAAGCGAUUCAACAGUCGUUCAUCCAAUCGUGGAGGCCGCGGAAGGUAUCCUCCACUCUGUCUUUCAGGUCCAUCCGGCCAUACAGUCUCUUCUUUCUUUAACGAACGAUGAAUUUCGAAGACGGUCCAGCCUUCAAGUCGUCUUUUACAAUGCAAGUUCUCACGUGGAGGACUUAGAACAGGAAAUUGGCAGGUACAACACAUCAGGCGGCGAGCAUGGCAACCACGUGCUCGGCGCAUAUCGCGCGUGCCAGACUUUGAUCAGUGCAUACGGCCAUGUGUGCACACUAUUGGUCAGUCAUGCCGACUCCCUUGUGGACAACGGGAAUUCACGAUACACUCGAUCACUACUGCUACAUAUGUACAAUAGUAUCAUGGAGAUACGCGCUACUCUCCUGUCACUAUCUGAAUACGCGCUCAACGGGCCUGGAAAGAGGACUGUGGAAACUUUUAGCGACACCAUCCAGCCGGAAUAUCGGCAGCGUCUCGCAACUGAAACCAAUGUGAACGGUUUCGGGUCUCUGGUGGGGAAGGACCCAAACGCUACUGUGUCUCUGCGAGCGACCCAGCCAUUUCCGUCUCCUGUUCGGUCAUCUCAACUACCAUGGAAUAACUCCCAAGUGAAUGCCGCAGUUCUACGGUCACAAUUUCGCCAAAUAUGCGCCUCCCUGUCGGACUGCGCUCACACAAUCCUCCGAAUUCUCCCUGGGCUGACGUCUCAGCUGACACAACAGCUUGGCGAUACCCGCAUCGGCCGCCAUCAUGAUUGGAAGCACCUCAUUGGCAUGUGCACGGAUACAAUUUCGCGGUCCGGGGUGCUGAGCGACAUAUUCCCGAGCAGGAAAGAGCAAUUCGCAGACUUUGGCACCGAGAACUCUUUUUGGCAUAUAUCCGCAAGGUUCAUUAGGUCCUGGGCGGCUUUGAUUGAAUUUAUGGCGACUUUCGAUCGAAACGUUUUUCCACGAGACACCGGAGCAAGAUUAAAGCCGAUACAACAGAAGAUGAAGGCGGCGACACAAAUGAUUGUCCAAUCUCCGUGGUCUGAUCUGUUUGCGCAGUCUAACCUUGGCCUUGAGAGUCCCCCGCCAAUACCGAUAACCCCACAAAGCGCCACUCUGGGGCCGGCUUUGCAAGCAACGGUGCCAUCUACUUCAACGAAUGCGUCGUUCGCGGCCGUUUUUCACGGAAAUGUGUUCGAACGCGCUGACACCCUUCUUGCGAACCCUGGUAUCUCGCUUUCGAGGGGGACCAUGCGUCGAAAGCACGACAAUGGGAACUCGCAGUCGUCUAGUUCAUCGUUCUCGUCGGGCGAUGCUCGGAAAUAGCCAGGUUUUUGAUAUCGUUCUUGCAAUGUAUGAGACUAGUGUAUACUACAACCAGCUGGGGGCAGGCAGAUCUAAUGUUUCGGCGGAGGUCCACAUCGCAAGAUCUCUCUUGUUUGUCCGUGAAGAACACAACAGAUCCCUAAACAGUCAUUGCGCAAAUUGUGUCUGGGCGUUUAUGAUGCGAAUUAAGGUGCACGAUUUAUGCCCCCGGCCCGGGAAAGUCAAACAUCGCGCUUAAUUAAUGAGCGGAAUGGCCCGAACGAGUACAUGCUGUAUCUUAGGUAAUGCAUUUUGCCGAGCGUGUCACUGUCGAUUCCAUCUUCCUGCCGCCGCUUUUUAUUCCUCGUCAAAAAAGUCGUCAAGCGCAUUCAACACGGUUUCUUUCUUGUGAGCUUGGAAUCACUAGGGAGGGGUCAAAGGCGAGAGCUCACGGGGUCUGAAAUAGAAGGCAAAGGUGCU
This is a messenger RNA of Purpureocillium takamizusanense, 3465 nucleotides long. RefSeq names its product RAM signaling network component. The record is from RefSeq and is a predicted model, not a curated record. Gene Ontology annotation, molecular function: protein binding. The coding region runs from base 403 to 3006 and encodes 867 amino acids. NCBI's taxonomy places the organism in Eukaryota, Fungi, Ascomycota, Sordariomycetes, Hypocreales, Ophiocordycipitaceae. The transcript has 3 exons.